UGAGGCCUGACGAGCCCUCUUAUGCACUGUCGGAAGGGGAAGUCGUCCCUAUCCGGGGGAGCUGAUUCUCGGGUGGGAGCGAGGGAAGGGGGCGUAGCAGUGGGUGGGCCUGAGUUUCCCCAGAAGCUUUUGGGGUCUGCUGGGCUGUGGGUGGGGGGCUCUGGAACAGCCCUUGCAAGGGUAGUUUCUGGAGGACUCAGUGGGCCUCAGACUCGCUUCCCGUCUUGCGGGCCAAGUAGCACGAGCAGCUGUAUUCAGUUUUCCUGGAAUAGAGAGCGCGUGGAGCGCCCUUGGAGUUGGGCUUCACGCCUCAGAGCUUUGGAGUUGGAUGUAUGCAGGUCCACGCGUGAGUGUUCGCUCACAGCCCUGUAUCAUGUACGCUGAGGAAGCAGGUGACCGACUCCCUGCAUGUGAGCAACACUCAGCCUAGUUACAGUUUCCAUUAGCUUUUAACUUCAUUGCUUCCUGUUUAAUUGCAUUUUCCUGGAACCUCCUAGUUGGUUAGGAGAGCUUGUUCUUUCUAGGACUUUGAUAUCUCGCUUCACGAUUAGAAGUUGGUUCCUUGUUUGUGGAAUAUAACACCCAGAACCGCACAAAGUGCAUUAAUAAAAAGUUGCUGUAAUGGUUGAGACACUAGAUUUCUGACUUUUAAGUGUAAAAGAUUUUAAUACACAAAAAAAGAUACGAGGUCUCACUAUUUUCUCUGAGAUGGUUUUAAACACUUAAAAAAAGGGGCAAAUGAUGGGAGAAACUGGUAUUUUCCUAGGGCAAGUCUUGAAAACUUUGGUAUCUUACAACAUUCACACUCAAGGUUUUCAGUUUAAUUGCUAGUAAAAGAGGCGUAAAUAAAGUAAUCUGCUUUUAGGUUAUACGGUGUAGGGCUUUACAGUAUACAUACACAGUUAUUUUGUUAAGUUUAUUUAGAACUUAACAUUUGGGGGAUGAGGAUCUCCUUGAAACCUUUAAUGAUUUUAACAAUUCAAAUAAUCGUUCAACAAACUUUUACAAUCUAUAAAUAGGCUUAUUUAUUAAGUUUAUUUUUUUAAGCUGGUGUUUAUUUUAUUACAGUUAGCUUUACUAUAGCUGUGAAUUUUGUGGUUAUUUUAGGGCAUUAAGCUUAAAUUUUUCGCAACAUUUUGCAGUUUCUUUUUAGGUUGUCAGCUAUCCUGAAUGACAUGUUUAUACAUCUGUGCAAAACCUUGUAUCUGAAAAAAUAUCUUAGGAUAUUUAAGGUUUACUCAAGUCUGCAGUUAGCGUUUCAGUACUUAAGUUCAUACUCUGCAGUGCAAGAAGCCGUCACUCCUUUUUGAGGAUUCUGACUGAAAGACUUGUGCUUCCAAGUGGAAGGGAGAUCUAGACUUGCAAGUACACUGGUUUUUCCAUUAAAUAUUUUAGUAACCAACCUUAAGGCCUAGUGUUUGGUCUUAGUUUAAUUUUAACAGGAGUUGUAUAUUCUAUUCCUAGUGCCUCAAAGUGGAAAAAUAUAUUUCCUGCCCUCUAGGAACCUCAAAGUAAGGGUCAUAAGCUUAUGAACAGAUUACUGAAAUCUGAUCUAUUACACAGGAUGAUGUCCAAAGUGUGCUAAAACACAAAUGAGGAAACAUCAGUGGACUAGAGUCUUUAGGGAAAGCUCUAUAGAGGAAGUGACACGGCCAGGCGUGGUGGCUCACGCCUGUAAUCCCAGCACGUUGGGAGGCCGAGGCGGGUGGAUCACCUGAAGUCAGGAGUUUAAGACCAGCCUGGCCAAUAUGGGGAAACACUGUCUCUACUAAAAAUACAAAAAUUAGCCGGGCGUGGUGGCGGGCAUCUGUAAUCCCAGCUACUCGGGAGGCUGAAGCAGGAAGAAUCACUUGAACUCUGGAGGCGGAGGUUGCAGUGAGCUGAGAUCGCGCCAUUGCACUCCAGCCUGGGCAACAGAGCGAGACUUUGUCUCAAAAAAAAAAAAAAAAAAAAAAAAAGAAGAAGAAGUGACAUUUGAUUUGAGAUGGACUUAGAAAAUGAAUAAGUGAAACUUACAGGUGGUCUGCCAGUUAGAUGAUUGUUUUCUCAGCAGGUCCUUUGGCCGAAAUAGAACUAUUUGUGAACAGACUUGAUUCAGUGGAAUCAGUUCUUCCUUAUGAAUACACAGCGUUUGAUUUUUGCCAAGCAUCAGAAGGAAAGCGCCCAUCUGAAAAUCUUGGUCAGGUACUAUUCGGGGAAAGAAUUGAACCUUCACCAUAUAAGUUUACGUUUAAUAAGGAGGAGACCUGUAAGCUUGUUUGUACAAAAACAUACCAUACAGAGAAAGCUGAAGACAAACAGAAGUUAGAAUUCUUGAAAAAAAGCAUGUUAUUGAAUUAUCAACAUCACUGGAUUGUGGAUAAUAUGCCUGUAACAUGGUGUUAUGAUGUUGAAGAUGGUCAGAGGUUCUGUAAUCCUGGAUUUCCUAUUGGCUGUUACAUUACAGAUAAAGGCCAUGCAAAAGAUGCCUGUGUUAUUAAUUCAGAAUUCCAUGAAAGAGAUACAUUUUACAUCUUCAACCAUGUUGACAUCAAAAUAUACUAUCAUGUUGUUGAAACUGGGUCCAUGGGAGCAAGAUUAGUGGCUGCUAAACUUGAACCAAAAAGCUUCAAACAUACCCAUAUAGAUAAACCAGACUGCUCAGGGCCUCCCAUGGACAUAAGUAACAAGGCUUCUGGGGAGAUAAAAAUUGCCUAUACUUACUCUGUUAGCUUCGAGGAAGAUAAAAAGAUCAGAUGGGCAUCUAGAUGGGACUAUAUUCUGGAGUCUAUGCCUCAUACCCACAUUCAGUGGUUUAGCAUUAUGAAUUCCCUGGUCAUUGUCCUUUUCUUAUCUGGAAUGGUAGCUAUGAUUAUGUUACGGACACUGCACAAAGAUAUUGCCAGAUAUAAUCAGAUGGACUCUACAGAAGAUGCCCAGGAAGAAUUUGGCUGGAAACUUGUUCAUGGUGAUAUAUUCCGUCCUCCAAGAAAAGGGAUGCUGCUAUCAGUCUUUCUAGGAUCUGGGACACAGAUUUUAAUUAUGACCUUUGUGACUCUAUUUUUCGCUUGCCUGGGAUUUUUGUCACCUGCCAACCGAGGAGCGCUGAUGACGUGUGCUGUGGUGCUGUGGGUGCUGCUGGGCACUCCUGCAGGCUAUGUUGCUGCCAGAUUCUAUAAGUCCUUUGGAGGUGAGAAGUGGAAAACAAAUGUUUUAUUAACAUCAUUUCUUUGUCCUGGGAUUGUAUUUGCUGACUUCUUUAUAAUGAAUCUGAUCCUCUGGGGAGAAGGAUCUUCAGCAGCUAUUCCUUUUGGGACAUUGGUUGCCAUAUUGGCCCUUUGGUUCUGCAUAUCUGUGCCUCUGACGUUUAUUGGUGCAUACUUUGGUUUUAAGAAGAAUGCCAUUGAACACCCAGUUCGAACCAAUCAGAUUCCACGUCAGAUUCCUGAACAGUCAUUCUACACGAAGCCCUUGCCUGGUAUUAUCAUGGGAGGGAUUUUGCCCUUUGGCUGCAUCUUUAUACAGCUAUUCUUCAUUCUGAAUAGUAUUUGGUCACACCAGAUGUAUUACAUGUUUGGCUUCCUAUUUCUGGUGUUUAUCAUUUUGGUUAUUACCUGUUCUGAAGCAACUAUACUUCUUUGCUAUUUCCACCUAUGUGCAGAGGAUUAUCAUUGGCAAUGGCGUUCAUUCCUUACCAGCGGCUUUACUGCAGUUUAUUUCUUAAUAUAUGCAAUACACUACUUCUUUUCAAAACUGCAGAUCACAGGAACAGCAAGCACAAUUCUGUACUUUGGCUAUACCAUGAUAAUGGUUUUGAUCUUCUUUCUUUUUACAGGAACAAUUGGCUUCUUUGCAUGCUUUUGGUUUGUUACCAAAAUAUACAGUGUGGUGAAGGUUGACUGAAGAAGUCCAGUGUGUCCAGUUAAAACAGAAAUAAAUUAAACUCUUCAUCAACAAAGACCUGUUUUUGUGACUACCUUGAGUUUUAUCAGAAUUAUUGGCCUAGUAAUCCUUCAGAAACACCAUAAUUCUAAAUAAACCUCUUCCCAUACACCUUUCCCCCAUAAGAUGUGUCUUCAACACUAUAAAGCAUUUGUAUUGUGAUUUGAUUAAGUAUAUAUUCGGUUGUUCUCAAUGAAGAGCAAAUUUAAAUAUUAUGUGCAUUUGUAAAUACAGUAGCUAUAAAAUUUUCCAUACUUCUAAUGGCAGAAUAGAGGAGGCCAUAUUAAAUAAUACUGAUGAAAGGCAGGACACUGCAUUGUAAAUAGGAUUUUCUAGGCUCGGCAGGCGGAAAGAAUUAUUUUUCUUUGAAGGAAAUAACUUUUUAUCAUGGUAAUUUUGAAGGAUGAUUCCUAUGAUGUGUUCACCAGGGGAAUGUGGCUUUUAAAGAAAAUCUUGUAUUGGUUGUAACUGUUCAUAUCUUCUUACUUUUCUGUGUUGACUUCAUUAUUCCCAUGGUAUUGGCCUUUUAAACUAUGUGCCUCUGAGUCUUUCAAUUUAUAAAUUUGUUAUCUUAAUAAAUAUUAUAAAAAUGUC
Molecule: messenger RNA, 4515 nt
Organism: Symphalangus syndactylus (siamang)
Lineage: Eukaryota; Metazoa; Chordata; Mammalia; Primates; Hylobatidae
Gene: TM9SF2
Product: transmembrane 9 superfamily member 2
Biological process (GO): protein localization to membrane
Cellular component (GO): membrane
Source: RefSeq, a predicted model, not a curated record